Molecule: messenger RNA, 1780 nt
Organism: Nomascus leucogenys (northern white-cheeked gibbon)
Lineage: Eukaryota; Metazoa; Chordata; Mammalia; Primates; Hylobatidae
Gene: LRRC24
Product: leucine rich repeat containing 24
Molecular function (GO): protein binding
Source: RefSeq, a predicted model, not a curated record
CCGCCCCCUCCCAACCCAGCCGGUGCUGGGGCCGGGCCGCCACCUGCACCGCGGGGGAGCCGCUCGCCGCGGGAGCGUCAGGAGGGCACGCGUCCGCGGCUGAACCGCGGAAGGGCCGGUAAGGAGCCGAGCCUCGGGAGAUGGCCCUGGGGGCCCCCGCACUGCUGCUGCUGCUGCUCCCACUACUGCCGCUCCACGCCGCCGGCUGCCCAGGAGCCUGCCGCUGCUACAGCGCCACGGUGGAGUGUGGCGCCCUGCGGUUGCGCGUCGUCCCGCUGGGAAUCCCGCCAGGGACGCAGACACUGUUCCUGCAGGACAACGACAUCGCGCGCCUAGAGCCAGGAGCCCUGGCGCCACUCGCCGCUCUGCGCCGACUCUACCUGCACAACAACAGCCUGCGCGCCCUGGAGGCCGGCGCCUUCCGCGCGCAGCCGCGCCUGCUGGAGCUGGCGCUCACCAGCAACCGGCUGCGCACCUUGCGCAGCGGCGCCUUCGCAGGCCUGGCCCAGCUGCGCGUGCUCUACCUGGCGGGCAACCAGCUGGCGCGGCUGCUGGAUUUCACCUUCUUGCACCUGCCGCGACUGCAGGAGCUUCACCUGCAAGAAAACAGCAUUGAGCUGCUGGAGGACCAGGCUCUAGCGGGGCUGUCCUCCCUAGCACUGCUGGACCUCAGCAGGAACCAGCUGGGCACCAUCAGCCGAGAGGCCCUGCAGCCCCUGGCCAGUCUGCAAGUCCUGCGCCUCACAGAGAACCCAUGGCGCUGUGACUGCGCCCUGCACUGGCUGGGUGCCUGGAUCAAGGAGGGCGGCCAGCGGCUGCUCACCUCCAGGGACAGGAAGAUCAUGUGUGCAGAGCCCCCGCGCCUAGCGCUCCAGAGUCUGCUGGACGUAUCCCACAGCAGCCUCAUCUGCAUUCCGCCCUCUGUCCACGUGCAGCCGCUGGAGCUCACAGCCAACCUGGGUGAGGACCUGCGGGUUGCCUGCCAAGCCUCCGGCUACCCGCAGCCAUUGGUGACCUGGAGAAAGGUGCCCCAGCCUCGCGAGGGCCGGCCGCGAGCCCAGGCUCAGCUAGAAGGCGGGGCGCUGGGCCUGGGCGGACACUCGGCAUCCGACACGGGCAGCGGCAUGCUCUUCCUCAGCAACAUCACGCUGGCGCACGCCGGCAAGUACGAGUGCGAGGCCUCCAACGCCGGCGGCGCUGCCCGCGUGCCCUUCCGGCUCCUGGUCAACGCGUCCCUGCAGCAGCCGCAGCAGCCCGCGCAACCGCCGCCUCCGGCCGCCCGCCCCGCCGGCCGCGAGCCCCGGCCCGAGGUGGGCAGCAUGGCCUUCCGCGCCCUGGGCUUGGCAACGCAGACGGCCAUUGCGGCGGCCAUCGCGCUGCUGGCGCUCACGGCGCUGCUCCUGGUCGCCAUGAUCUGUCGCCGGCGCCGCAGGCGAAAAAAGGCGCGGGGGCCCCCGGGGGAGGGCGCACUGUUCGUCAACGACUACUCGGACGGCCCCUGUACGUUCGCACAGCUAGAGGAGCUCCGCGACGAGCGCGGCCACGAGAUGUUCGUCAUCAACCGCUCCAAGCCGCUCUUCGCCGAGGGUCCGGCGGAGGCGCCUGCGGACUGCGGACCGGCAGAGGGGGCGGGGCCGGGGCUCCGCGUGCCCCCGCCGGUCGCCUACGAGAUCCACUGCUAGGGCCGCGGGCGCGCGGAUGACGUAGGCGCCGGAGAUUGGCCGGUGCGGCCUCGCGCAUGCUCCAUCAGUAAAAGUGGAAGCCGCGCAGUGUGCGCUGA